AUGUCUGAAGGUGGAACGGCGCAGACUCAGACGCAGACGCAGACUCAAGCGAGUUCGUCGGGCAGAGGAGGCUCCCAGUCUGGCCGGAGAGGCAGAUCAGGACGAGGAAGAGGCGAGGCAGGAAACGCCCGUGGUGGUCGGCGGGGUGGCGGCAGGAAUGCUGCCACCCAGCCUCAGAACCAAGCUGAGCCAGCACCAGCUUCCGAAGCCGCGCCGGGAAACGCACCAGAGGCGCCGUCGUCCAGUUCAGGGAGAAGGGGCAGAGGCCGUGGUGGCGGCGGUGGUAGAGGCGGCCGACGCGGUGGUGCCGUCCGUGGCGGGACUGUUCCCGGAACCCAGCGGACGUUCGGCGGUAGUUUGACGACCAAUGUCAAUACGGACGCAUCAGAGGAGCCUGGUCUGAGUGCAGAUGCUCCUGAUUUCAUUCCUGGGCAGCCCCUUGUCCAAAGAGGCAAGCAAGCCUCGAAGCCGAAGAAGCCUCAGUAUCCGUUGGCUCCAAAGUCUACAGCCGCAGACUUGCCCACGCGGAUUCAUGAGGACAUCAGCAACGGACAGUAUGAGUGCGUCAUCUGCUCGAGCGAAGUCCUACGGCCAUCUCGGGUAUGGUCGUGCGGACUGUGCUGGACGGUAUUGCAUUUGACAUGCGUCAAGAAGUGGUUUACGAGCCAGCUGAAGAAGGACGACGACACGCGAUCCUGGCGCUGCCCGGGUUGCAACUCUAGCUUGACCGAAGAGCCCUCGUCUUACCAUUGCUGGUGUGGCAAGGACAUCAGCCCUCGAAACGUCCCUGGAUUACCUCCCCAUUCUUGCGGACAGACUUGCUCGAAGCCCAGAGCGACAUGCCCGCAUCCAUGCUCUCUUGAAUGCCACGCCGGCCCGUGCCCGCCUUGUACCUUGAUGGGGCCGACGCAGUCGUGUUUCUGCGGCAAGCAUGAGGUGACGAAGCGGUGCAGCGAGACAGAUUACGGUAACGGAUGGAGCUGCAAGGAGAUCUGUGGAGACUUGUUGCCAUGCGGCGAGCACUUCUGCUCUACCCCAUGCCAUCCCGGCUUGUGCGGCAACUGCGAAGUCCCUGUGCAGGCGAGAUGCUACUGCGGCAAGGAGCACAAGGAAAUCUCUUGCGACAGCCGAGGCGAUCUUCAGAUGUCUUUCAACUACGGGCAAGUCUCCAGCUCCGACUCUGAAGACAUCUCCGAGGGCAGCUGGUUCGACGGGUCUUUUGAUUGUGGCGCGACCUGUAGAAGGAAGUACGAUUGCGGCCUUCAUGAGUGCGAAAAGGCAUGCCACCCUCAGGACGAGGUACCGGCACAUUGUCCAUCGGCCCCCGACGUUGUUCUGAACUGUCCUUGCGGCAAGACGCCUUUGGACGAGCUUCUCGACCAGCCGAGACAAUCUUGUGAGGACAAGAUCCCUCACUGCAAGAAGACUUGCGACAAGACCCUGGCGUGCGGCCACAAAUGCACCGACACAUGCCACACCGGCCCUUGCAGCCCUUGCUUCCAGAAGGCAGAUAUCUCCUGUCGAUGCGGUCGGACCGUGAGCUCCUCCCUGUGUCACCAGGGCGAGAUCGCCACGCCCAUGUGCAUGAGAGUCUGCCAGGCCCAGCUCAACUGCGGCCGUCACAAGUGCGGUGAGCACUGCUGCCCCGGAGAGAAGAAGGCCAUCGAGAGACAGGCCGCCAGAAAGAAGCACAGGCAGCAGCAGGCCCCUGAUGAGGUGGAGGCUGAACACAUCUGCCUCCGUAUCUGCCACGCUGGGCCAUGCCCAAGCUGUCUUGAGGCCGUCUUCGAGGAGAUCAGCUGCGCGUGCGGCAGAACCGUUCUGCAGCCUCCCCAGCCUUGCGGAACUCGGCCCCCAGAGUGUCGCUUCGAUUGCAGGAGAGCACCGCCUUGCGGCCACCCCACGGUCAAGCACAACUGCCAUCCCGACGACGUCCCUUGCCCCAAAUGUCCCUUCCUCGUGGAAAAGGCCUGUAUCUGCGGCAAGCAGAGGAUGAAGAACCGGCCGUGCUGGUUGGAGGAGGUUCGCUGCGGUCUCCCUUGCGGCAAGAAGCUCAAGUGCGGAAAGGAGUGCCAUCGCCCAGGCGAGUGCGAAGAUGCCGAUAUUCCCGGCUCUCACUGCGCGCAGUCCUGCGGCAAGACGCGCAAGUCCUGCGAGCACUCGUGCCAGGACGCCUGCCACGCCCCCUAUCCAUGCAAGGAAGACCGCCCCUGCCAGAGCAAGACCUUCAUCACCUGCGAUUGCCAGCACCGCAAGAAGGAGGUCAAAUGCCUCGCGACGAAGAUUAACCCGACGCCAGAACGCGACACCCUCAAGUGCGAUGAUGAGUGUCUUCGCCUCCAGCGCAACCAGCGCCUCGCUGCCGCCCUCAACGUCGACCCGGACCACACGGACGACCACAUCCCCUACUCGGACACGACCCUCAAGCUCUUCCGCGAGCUGUCUUCCACCUGGGCCCAGAACCAGGAGCGCGAAUUCCGAGUCUUCGCCUCGGAGCCCUCGGAGAAGCGUCUUCGCUUUAAGCCCAUGCCCUCCUUCCAGCGCGCCUUCCUGCACGCCCUCGCCGAGGACUUUGGCUUCGACUCGGAGAGCCAGGACCCAGAGCCGCACCGCCACGUCUCCAUCUUUAAGACGCCGCGCUUCGUCUCGGCGCCCAAGAAGACGCUGGCGCAGUGCGUCAAGAUCCGCAACGACGCCGCCAAAUCCGCCGCCUCGGCUGCCGCCGCAUCCUCGUCGGCGGCCUCUGCCUCGGCGCUGGAGCCCUUCAACGGCCUCCUGCUCGCGGCGCCGCGCUUCGGUCUGACGAUCGACGAGGUCGAGUCCGCCCUCGCCAGCCAUUUGAAGGCCCACAACACCCUCUCCUUCACAACCUCCUUCCUCCCCUCCGAGGAGAUCCUCAUCCGCGCCGUCCCCGUCACAUCCUGGGGCACGACGCCCUCGGCCGUCGAGUCUGCCCUCGCCUCCCUGAAGCCCCUCGUCGCGCGGACCGUGACGAAGGAAGGCAUCGCCGCCGCCGUGACCAUGGUCCACGCCGACGCGAGCCUCAACGUGCUCCGCCGCGAGGGUACGUCCUCGGCGGACGGCGGUAGCGGCGGGUGGAAUGCCGUCGUCGGUCGCGCCGCGGCGCAGCGCAGGACCCUUGCGCCCAAGCCUGCCGCGGAUGCGCGCCCCGCCAGCGGCUUCGUCAGCUUUUCGAGGCUGGCGAGGAAGAAGAUGGUCGAGGACUCUGUCGCGGACGACUGGGAAGCCGCCGCCGACAGCGACGAGUGA
Colletotrichum spaethianum is the source of this 3270-nucleotide messenger RNA. Its product is annotated as FKBP12-associated protein 1. The transcript is spliced from 4 exons. Gene Ontology annotation, cellular component: nucleus. The record is from RefSeq and is a predicted model, not a curated record. Bases 1 to 3270 code for a protein of 1089 amino acids. Gene Ontology annotation, molecular function: RNA polymerase II transcription regulatory region sequence-specific DNA binding; DNA-binding transcription factor activity, RNA polymerase II-specific; zinc ion binding. Lineage: Eukaryota; Fungi; Ascomycota; Sordariomycetes; Glomerellales; Glomerellaceae. Gene Ontology annotation, biological process: negative regulation of transcription by RNA polymerase II.